AUGGAGUAUAAUGUGAAAAGCAGUAAUAUUUCUCCGCAUGCAAAUGUGGAUCAGCAUGAUCAUACGGAUUAUAAUAGUGGAAUUUUUGAUGGAAUCGUUAAAGAAAUAGUUAAUCCUAAAUUUAAUGCAAAUUCCCGGAAAGAGCGUAUUCUUUUACCACAAGAUAACACUGCAAGCGAUGGACUUGUUGCGUUUUAUUCAUAUAUGUCCAAUCCAGAAAACAACCCUAGUGCCCAUCAUACAUUGAUAUAUGACGUCUCCGUUACCAAUGUAGGAAACGGUUAUAAUCACGUGACAGGAAUCUUUACCGCACCAAGAAGUGGAGUUUACGUGUUCAUAUGGGUUACCCGAAUUCUUAAUGGUGAACAUCCCACCGAACUCAUGAUAAACAAUGCAGUUUAUGGGGUUACAUUUCUCCGAGCAAAGAAUGGCGAUGAUGGCUCUGUCAGUGGGAAUGUUGUGGCCAACGUUAACAAAGGUGAUUCGGUCUAUGUGCGCGUUCAUUCCACAUAUGCUGGAGAUGGAUAUAUUCAUAGUAAUGAGCAUGGUCGUCCAUCCUUUUCUGGCUGGCUUCUACAUUGA
Messenger RNA from Mytilus trossulus (common blue mussel), 582 nucleotides. RefSeq names its product complement C1q-like protein 4. The transcript has 2 exons. The coding region runs from base 1 to 582 and encodes 193 amino acids. The record is from RefSeq and is a predicted model, not a curated record. NCBI's taxonomy places the organism in Eukaryota, Metazoa, Mollusca, Bivalvia, Mytilida, Mytilidae. Gene Ontology annotation, molecular function: protein binding.